This is a messenger RNA of Aspergillus tubingensis, 387 nucleotides long. Its product is annotated as hydrophobin family protein. Gene Ontology annotation, cellular component: fungal-type cell wall. The coding region runs from base 1 to 387 and encodes 128 amino acids. The record is from RefSeq and is a predicted model, not a curated record. Lineage: Eukaryota; Fungi; Ascomycota; Eurotiomycetes; Eurotiales; Aspergillaceae. The transcript is spliced from 3 exons. Gene Ontology annotation, molecular function: structural constituent of cell wall.
AUGCAGUUCACCACCGCUCUCUCCAUCUUGGCCAUCGCCACCACCGCCGUGGCCAUCCCCGCCGCCCAGGACAGCACCGCGUCUCUUGAGUCUCAGGUGAAGGAGGUGGCCGCUCAGCGAGGCACCUCUGAUGGCACCAUCAGCACCGUCACAGAGGCGCAAUGCGUUCCUCCCAUUCUGUGCUGUGGCUCCCUGACCACCCCUCUUGACCCUCUUGUCGACCCUAUCCUCUUGGACCUGGGUAUCGAUGCUUCCAACAUUGUUGGCUCCAUCGGUCUUCUUUGCAAGGACUACGACGACAGCUGCACGUCGGAACCUCAGUGCUGCACUGAGAUCAACCUCUUGAACGGUCUUGUGGCUCUCGGAUGCUCUACCCUGGAGCAGUAA